Ilex paraguariensis (yerba mate) is the source of this 344-nucleotide messenger RNA. Lineage: Eukaryota; Viridiplantae; Streptophyta; Magnoliopsida; Aquifoliales; Aquifoliaceae. The record is from the annotation of a GenBank genome assembly.
AUGGGAGUCCUGUUCAGAUCCAACUGUGCCCAGGGUUUCAGUCUGGAUCAAAUGGGUCGACAGAUUGCCGAAUGCCCUUUGAAUAUGAGAUUAAAAUGGGCACAUUCAGCCAUCGGUGCCAUGGUAAUGGUGGUGACGACAACAUCAGUGUGUUUCAAUGGUGGCAUUAGGACUAUCAGUAUGCCAGGGAAGCUUGAAGCCUGUCCAUUCUGCCUGCAAAAACUUGGCUCGAGUUUCGUGUGAGUUCUUCCCAGACCGGGUUUGAGCUUUUUCUACUCCCAAUUCGAGUUUGGGUUGAGUCUUAGCAAUAUCUGGCUCAACAAGAAAAGUUUUGGAUAGUCUGG